CGUUCUCGUUGCCGUGCUACCACGACCCGAAUCCCAGUUUGAGUUUUCGCUGGCGGUAGUGCACACAUCGCGUGCUCACGAUGCACAUCGAUGAUCGUGCCACUUCGGAGACUUCGACUUCCAUUUCCAGAUAUCCCCUGUUUUACUUCUUAGACUAGACGGACUUUGCCGAGCUCCAACUCGUCUCAGCAGCUGGCAAAUAAUUAGGUGGCUUUUUAUUGCUACUGUCACUUUUAAAGCAGCACAUCCACAGUCACAAAAGAACGAGAAUCUAAAUAUCUCAAGCAAACCAAUGGUUUUUGCGCAUUUGCAUAGCGGAACCGCAUCUGGUUUUCUCGAUGCCUUGUGGUCUUCACCAGAACAAGUUUCGUCCACAACCUCCUCCCGUUCCUUUUCUACUUUCGCGACCAUGCCCCCAAGACGAGUGAGGGUGAGUAUCAGGACAAGAGAAACGAGCUUUUACGACGUUCCCGGUCCCGAGCAGGACAUGGACUGGCGGCCCCCGAUAUUCGACCCACAGUUGAAAUACUUCAUUGACCUCGCACGGAACAACUUUGAAAAGGUCACGAUGGCACGGAAGUCAGCGCAGAUGGCCGCCCACAUUGCGAACCUGGCGAGCACCGCCGCGAUCGUCAAAAGCCACCAGCUCGUGUACGACAUCAAGCAUCAGAGUAUCCGGCCAGAGAAGGAAACCCUUGACAGCGUGGCCCUGGACGAACUCGACGCCACCCGGCGGUGCGCAGACACGGGGUACUGUAGUCCCACGCCCGCGCAAGCGAAGAUGUGGGACAAGUUUCUCGACGCCCGGGGAUCCCAUGCGGAGGAACCCGAGAUCAACGCGGACACGAUAUCGGUACCAGGUGGUGCAGAAGAUGCGGAAGCGGGAGGAGGUGCGGAUGAGGCAUCUGCACCAGAGCCCGUAGGGGAGGAGCAGGUGGUGCAAGUUUGAGAGCUGGUCGGCUCGCGUUGCAGUGCGAUUGAGCGUCAAAAUCAAGUUGCGAAGAUGUAAAGCUCAAGGUGAAGAAGAAGAUCACAAGAGGAAGAGCUGUUAGUGUUACCUAUGCGUGUUGCUCCACAUGAUUGAGUCUACACUGAAACGGUUUUUUCCAGCAGUGAACAAGGAGCAAUUUAGACGGCCUAUUUAGGCAGUGUUGGUACACUUUUCUUCUCCUGUUGC
This is a messenger RNA of Amoebophrya sp. A120, 1177 nucleotides long. NCBI's taxonomy places the organism in Eukaryota, Dinophyceae, Syndiniales, Amoebophryaceae. The record is from the annotation of a GenBank genome assembly.